This is a messenger RNA of Ostrinia furnacalis (Asian corn borer), 4449 nucleotides long. RefSeq lists its product as uncharacterized. The record is from RefSeq and is a predicted model, not a curated record. Lineage: Eukaryota; Metazoa; Arthropoda; Insecta; Lepidoptera; Crambidae. Gene Ontology annotation, molecular function: protein binding. The transcript has 13 exons. The coding region runs from base 47 to 3118 and encodes 1023 amino acids.
GUCCGCCGCGCCGCGAGCACGCCUGUGAUGCGCGACGCCUGACGACAUGGCCUCGUCCGCGACCGGUAACAUCGUCGUCGAGUGGCUGCGAUCUCUCCACUUGGGACAGUACGCGGAGAGUUUCAUCGACAAUGGCUACGACGACUUGGAGAUAUGCAAGCAAGUCGGCGAGCCGGACUUGGACGCGAUCGGCGUCCUCAACCCGGCACACCGGCAGAGGCUGCUGCACUCCGUCAGAACUUUGAGGGAAGAAGGUGCAGCGGCGGUUUACUUUACUUUGGAGGAAGCAGCCGCGGCUAGAGACCCUUGCCGAUGCGAGGAGGAAGCCCGCAAGGAGCAGGCGACUGUUUCAGUGGAACCGGCGAAGUAUGCCGACGAGUAUGAAGAAGGAAAGGCGGAGUUGGUGAAGAUUCCGCGUAUGCAGCUGAAGCGUCUUCUCCGCGAGCGCCUGGCUCAGGACGGGAUCCGUCUGAGCCUGCAGCCGUACUCCACCACGGAUGGCGACCGAGGAUACUUGGAAGGCCUAGCAUCCCGAUAUGCGGAUCUGUUCUCUACACACUACGGAGAUGUCCUGGACCACCUUGAGGAGUUGAGGCGGCAUGAAUGGGAGGAGAUGUCUCCAAGGAUGAGGGUCUUGGGAGGACCUGGUACACCUCAGACCCCACCUUCAGCCAGUCCAGGGUCACUGGCCCUGAACAACCUGACCACCUCGCAUUCUCAGCCAAUAUACGUCCCCGGGAAAUAUUCUUUUUGUUAUCAACAGCCGUCAAGCUGUCUCACGGACAAGGAAGAGGAUGAGAUCUAUGGCUUCGGGUAUGGGGUGUUUGGGAAGCAAAUGUUGCAGAGGCAGCAGCAACAGAAGCAACUGUUGCUGGCGCAGCCGACCCAGCCGCUGAUGCACAACCAGCAACAUAAUUAUCAAAGUUGUCUGAGUCCCCGCUCGGCGUACUUCUACGAAUUCCCCCCCAGUGAUAACUGCCUCGGCACCGCCAAGAAGAAGGUAACAACGUUCUCCAGGCUGCUGCGAGGUCUCAAAUCCCACAGAAAAGAGAAGCACGGCUCCUGUUCGCCCAAGCACACGCACAGUCCACGACAAAUACUACCUCCGCAGAGGGUGGAUACACCGGACAGCGUGCUACAAAGUGGCUUGGGCCUAGGGCCAGGCCCAGACACGGCCCUGAGGUCCAUGGUGGACCCCCGAGAUUACGACCGCCUCCGCUUCUUACAAAUGAACGCCGCCCAACCAAACACCUUCGAAGAGACGAUUCAUAGGUUAAAGGUACAAGAGGCGAUGAAGAAAAAAGACAAGUUGGCAAGGGAGCAGGAAGAGAUAUUACGGGACAUAAGACAUGGUCUUAUGAACAUGGGAAGGGAUGGAGUCAGAGGCCCUUUUGGAGACGACACGUAUAUGUACGACGAUGAGGCGAGAGGGUUGACCGGAAGAGGGCACUGGUACGACGAACCUCCGUACGAAAGUGACCCGGAAGAUUUUCUGAUGGGCGGCGGGGCUCCAGCUGCGUCGUUCCAAAAUGGCCGAGUUUGCUUCACGUUGAAUCUACGAAACGAGCCGAGAGGUGAAGGUGUGAUAUCGCUCAGAAGUGCCGGCGACAUAAGUUUAGCGAGAGCGCCCCGAAGGGGAUUAAUAAUUCCGCAGAGCGGCCCCUACCCUACCACAGUGAUCCCUUUACGAACAGCGAGAGAUCGGGAAAGCGGGGAUUACGCUGCGUCUGACAUUCAAUCUAUAGGCUCCAGACUAUCUGGCAUCUCGCUAGAAUCCAGCCGCUCGGAGCGCGACUCGAGAAGAGGAUACAGGCAAAUGUCAGGGUACCGGAUAGGUGCCGACCCGCUCUCGCCCGCUUCGUCGGAUUACGAAGACCAGGAAAGCGAAACUGAUUCGCAACACAUAGCAACUGUUCACCAGUCCGAGGAAGAUUGUGAAGGCGUUUCAAAUUUAGCGGGAAAAGUAAGAGGACUUAGGCAGGAUGUACAAAGGAAAAUAUCAAGAUUAAGACAAGAAAGGGGUCCUGAAGGAAGCGAUCGGCGGACGAGCGGCGAUCAAGCAUUCCCAUGUUCUAAUAGUUCUUUCGAAAGUCUUCCCAGCGGAUCAGGCAGUAGCACACAAGCAUUGGUUCGCGCUGGUAGUAAUCACUCAUCUCUCUCGGCAGAAGAAAACAUAGAAUUAAGUCCGGCCGGGCGGAGCUUACUCGUGCCUCAGAUGCUGUGUCGGGCGCGGGCACUCGUCGAUUAUAUACCCAAUAUUUAUGAGAAAGAUGCCCUAAGAUACAAGAAAGGGGACAUCAUAGAAGUAAUUAACAUGAAUGCGUCCGGCAUCUGGCGGGGUGUGCUGAACAACAAAGUUGGGAACUUCAAGUUUGCCAAUGUCGAAGUUCUGUCAGACAGAGACACAAUGCGAUCUCGAUCCUCAAAAUGGUGUAAGAGCCGUGAAAGACUAUGGGAGACACGGCCAAGGAGCGUCGAAGAACUGCUAAGAAGAAUAGAUCUGCCGGAAUAUACUGUGGCCUUUGCUAGAAAUGGAUAUGAAGAUAUAGAAUUAUUUAAAGAGAUUGAACCGUCAGAUCUUGACUACUUGGGCAUAAUGACUCCAGACCAUCGCACUCGAAUCCUUGCCGCUGUGCAACUUCUGCAUAAGCUUGAAUGUGGAGAAGGUGACGGUGAGGGUGAAGGUGGUGGAUCAAGCUCGGAAGGAGGUGAAUCUCCAUUCGGUCGUCGUCAAUUUCCCCGUGACUCUGGUUGCUACGAAGCCGGCGUUGGAGUAGGCGGAGUUCGCGUCAGAACUUCACCUCUUGUGCAUAGAGCAGAUGAGCCAAGUCACAGGCCACCAGAUCCUGCUCCUCAAGCAAAGCGGUCGAUUCGACGGCGACAACCUGACGACCUGGAAUGCGACAGAAUCGAGCGUUAUCCAGGAACCGGUGUGGAAAGGACGACAGGGCGUACUGUAGGAUUACCGGGUGGGGCUAGAGAUGAUACCUGUGAGUCUGAUCAUAGGUUGAACGUGGUGAAGUUCGUGGCGGGUGGGGAGCCGUGUGCUUCCGAGAAGAGUAGUGAUUCUGGUGUGAGUAGUUCUUCGUUGAGCUCGGCUCAUCCCCACCGCCCCUGAGCGCGGCCCGCCGCGCCCGCGCUGGCCUAGGAACCGGCGCGGGCGCGUGCGCAGGCCGCGCCGCCCGCUUCCUCCGCUCCCCCCGCCGACCCUCCACCGCUCGGAAGCCAACAGGACAAUAACUAGCGGGCACGCCAAACAUCACCAAGUUUCACAGACAAUAUCUGCUACGUUAACAUUAAUGAUAAAGACUGAGUGUUUUGAAUUUCGGUUACGAGUUUGUUGAGCGUACGGGCGGCGCUAAGUAGUGAUCGAUGUAUGUGACUAAAUUAAUGUCCGAUAAUAUUUAUGGUCUUUCCAAAGUUAUUCGAUUCUUAGAUCUAUAUAAAAUCUUGCGAACGAGUAUGGGCCUAAUUAAUGAGGAAUGCGUUAGUUUAUCGUUACUUUGUAUUCGAAUUUAUGUGGAAAAAUGAGUUGCGUAUUCAAUAAUGGGUUUUAACCGACCAGAAUGAAUCUGUUGGUAAUGGCCGCAUGUAGUAACUAUUUUAGUCCACGCGAACUGCGCCGGCCAAUGUUAAUUCAACUGUGAAUAUUUAUUAAAUAAGUUAUUCGUUACGAUUUCAGAAUGAAACUUUUUGAGGUCGCUCUUAUUAUCAUUCCGUUAAUGAAUUUAAUGGCAUAUCACUGAGGCGCCAAUUAGGCUUUAGUUGCUUUGUAAGUUUAUAACGCGCUUUGUUGUAAAUACCAGCAUGGUUGGAGAUAAUUUUGUGCUGGGUUUUCGGGUGCAAUGAAAAGCGAUGGUAUCUCAUUUUCGACUUUUCCAAUGGUAUUUCGAACAGAGCGUAAUUAAAAAAGCAUUGCUGAUAUUGUAUUUAAUUUGUAGCGGAGGCAAUAAGCCAGUUCAUGGAAAUAACUGGAGCGUUGAAAGCGCGUCGUUUGAUAGCAAUAAUUGUAAAUACUUUGAUAGAUAGGUUAAUUAUUAUAUGUUGACCUUUUGUAAUUUUUUAAGAGAGCUUUAUGCGGUGGCCCGCAUGUACAGUAUAGUGUAGUGCCCUUGAGUGUGAAAUUUUAAAUUUCGCUCAUAUCUUCCGAGUCAUGAUUUUGCAAUUUGAUGAUUUUACAGUGUUAUCUAAGCUUAGAGCUGAGAUGACUGACAUUUUUAAGAAAACCAUCUUCAAAUGUACAUCGUCAUUAAAUGUUACAUGGUUUUGAGGAACGAAUUUUGUGCAGAAAUGUAGAGAAGUAAAAAUAAAAUGUAUGUCUCUAAGAUUUUAGCUAUUUUAGACAAACAAAUAGUUCCAAUAUAGACCAUGUAACAUAGCAUAAGUCAACUCAGUUUCAAGCCAUAUUGACAUCUAUCCCGACUGCUACAAGGUGUUCUUUUGUGUACA